Miniopterus natalensis is the source of this 2624-nucleotide messenger RNA. RefSeq names its product eukaryotic translation initiation factor 4H (gene EIF4H). Lineage: Eukaryota; Metazoa; Chordata; Mammalia; Chiroptera; Miniopteridae. Gene Ontology annotation, molecular function: RNA binding. The record is from RefSeq and is a predicted model, not a curated record.
GGGGUCCUUCCUCGCUCACCCUGGUUCCUCUCGGAGCGGAGACGGCAAAUGGCGGACUUCGAUACCUACGACGAUCGGGCCUACAGCAGCUUCGGCGGCGGCAGAGGGUCCCGCGGCACUGCUGGUGGCCAUGGUUCCCGCAGCCAGAAGGAGCUGCCCACAGAGCCCCCCUACACAGCAUAUGUAGGAAAUCUACCUUUUAAUACGGUUCAGGGCGACAUAGAUGCUAUCUUUAAGGAUCUCAGCAUAAGGAGUGUACGACUAGUCAGAGACAAAGACACAGACAAAUUCAAAGGAUUCUGCUAUGUAGAAUUUGACGAGGUGGAUUCCCUUAAGGAAGCCUUGACCUACGAUGGUGCACUGUUGGGUGAUCGGUCACUUCGUGUGGACAUUGCAGAAGGCAGAAAACAAGAUAAAGGUGGCUUUGGAUUCAGGAAAGGUGGACCAGAUGACAGAGGAAUGGGUGGCUCUCGAGAAUCUAGAGGUGGAUGGGAGUCCCGGGAUGACUUCAAUUCCGGCUUCAGGGACGACUUCUUAGGAGGCAGGGGAGGGAGUCGCCCAGGUGACCGGCGAACGGGCCCCCCAAUGGGGAGUCGUUUCAGAGAUGGCCCUCCCCUUCGAGGGUCCAAUAUGGAUUUCAGAGAACCAACAGAAGAGGAAAGAGCACAGAGACCAAGGCUCCAGCUUAAACCUCGAACAGUUGCAACGCCCCUCAAUCAAGUAGCCAAUCCCAACUCUGCUAUCUUCGGGGGAGCCCGGCCCAGAGAGGAAGUUGUUCACAAGGAGCAAGAAUGAGCUCACGGUUGGGCGGGAAUGGGGCGCGGGGGCAGUUAGAGCGAGGCCGCCUGGCCAGCCCCCGGACCGCAGUCCUGCAGUUACCAUUCCUGCACCUGACCUUUGUCGUCCUUUCUUACAAAGGAAACAGAGCUUGUGAGUGCAUGUCAGCAGUUAACAAGUGGUUUUUAGUACAUUCUUGGCUUUGCUGUAUCUAGUGCCUGUUCCGUGCUUUUUUUUUCUCCUGCCUCUCCUUCCCUCGUUUCCUUCUGUCCUCCUUCCUUCUUGCUCCUCGUUUCCUUCCAGCACAUGAGUUUCUCUAAAGGGACAAAGGCAGCCACCAUGUGGGAGCUCUUUGGAUUGAGGUGCUGUUUCAUUUUUCUUCUUUGCUUUCUCUUUUUACUUUAAACACACUGGCCAAACUCCAGUCACUUCCUUUGAUUUUUUCAGUGCUUCUCUUCCAACCUGCAUGUUGAGUUCUGUAUUUCUGUGGCUUUUACACACACACACACACACACACCAGAAAAGAAGUCACCAGUUGGAUAGGAUCUUGUUUUUAUUCAGCUUUGAUCAACAUACAGAUUUUGAGGCACCUUGUUUUCAAAACAAGGAUAAAAUAUCUGUUGAUUCUUGCAAAUUUCCUCCCACCCCUAUUUAUAGGUAGUACUAUCUCUCUUGCCCCCUCCCCAAAUGGAUUAUUUGAGCAGAAUAGGCUCAAAUUUCAAACAGUGAGACCUAAAGGGUAAUGUGAGGUGUUGGUAGAGAGUUUACAUGGAAGAUCAGUCGAAUGCACUACUUGUGUUCACACGUUUUAUUGUUGCUUUUUUGACACUGUCCAGACUGGUUCUCUCCUUUCACCAGCUGUAUCAGAGGUUCCUCGAUCUGGCUGGAUGUAUCAAACUGUCUGCUGCUGGUUUCCUUUCCACUGGGCACAGAUGCUUCAGGAGACUAAAGGGUGGGAAUGGUUAGAGCUGUGCUGGGCUAGCUUUAGAGUGUGGACAUUGCUCUUUCCAAAUCCCUGUUAUCUGUAUAUUCUGCAUCUCUCCUUUGCAUUUAUCUGUUCCCUAGUUUAACAGUGAGGUGCUGUGCUUCCCACCACCCUUUAAUUUUAUAAUGAAAAUGGGCCUAGUAUCUGGCACUUUACUCUGUUUCACUUGAUGAAUUGAGAAUUUUACUAUGCAGAGCUAUCAAGAACCUUAAAAUAAUUGGUGGGUGGCUGUAAGUUACUAGGUCUCAUCUUUGGGACAAAGUCCAUUGUUCCCACAGUGUUUGGUGUUAACCCAGGGCUGGGGGCCAGGCAAUAGCUUUUGAGCUUGAACACCCAUGUGCAGACAAAUUCUUUAGCACCUGAGUCCCACUUGUUUCAUUGGGAGAAAUUCAGGGUAAGCCAGCAGCUAGAGCCCUAGAGAAAAGAGAUCCUCACCAGCAUGACUGAGGGGUAUCCUGGCCUGCGUAGGUAGUAGUCACUAGCUGGCAUCCUUGGCUUCCACUCUGUCUUUGUUACAAGGUCUCAGCAAUUUACAGAACUCUCUCCCUUCUUUCCUUCCACCUGUCAUCUUUGCUUCUGAAAUAAGAACCAUUUGUGUAACACCAAUACUUAAGAAAGACAUGCAUUAUGUGGUUGUAACCAAACCUGAUGCUUUCAGAUGACCUACUUAUAUCUUCAAUGUGGAAAAAAAGAUUAAGAACAAAACAAAUUCAUCUAAACUUCUGGGCAACCCAGUUGACUUUUAAAUGUAAGAAUGGAAUUCCAAACACUUAACACAUUCAGCUAUAUGACAGAAAGUAAAUCUAUGGAUAUGGUAUUUUGUGAAUGAUCUUUUAAAUAAAAGAAAACCUUACGUAAUAUU